Messenger RNA from Paramecium pentaurelia, 533 nucleotides. The record is from the annotation of a GenBank genome assembly. Lineage: Eukaryota; Ciliophora; Oligohymenophorea; Peniculida; Parameciidae.
AUGAAUAAAAAAAUUAACUCGAAUAUGGAAUUCUUUAUAUAGUUUAACUAAAAAAAUCCUGUGUAAUUCAAACAAAAAAUCAUUGCCUAAGUCCCAUAAGUUUUAGAACAAGAAAAUUAUCAUUAUGGAUUAGAAAGUAUUUAUGAAUAAAAUAAUAUUUAGGUUAACAAAAAUUAUGGGAAGAGUAAAUGUUGUAAAAUUUACAUAUUCCUGAAGAUUAAUUAAAGACAAAUUAGGAUAUAUGUGAAUUUAUGUAUCAUUAAUUAUAAUAGCCAUAACAAUCAAAAUUUAAAGUAUAAAGAUUUAUUAUCAAAAAGGAUACCAAAAAAAAUGUUUCCUAUACUGAAUUAAAUGAGCAUAUAGAAAAUAUAUUAUUUUUAAAAUUUGUUGAAUCUUUUAGUCCAUAGAUUAAUUGUGAUAAUUAAUAAGAAUAACCAUAAUAGUCAUAAAACAAUUAAUAGAUCAUAUAAAUGAAUAAAAAAAAUGUACCAACUGAUUAAAUAUAUGAAAAUUCUCCUUAAAGUUAAGACUGA